Messenger RNA from Heterotrigona itama, 1760 nucleotides. The record is from the annotation of a GenBank genome assembly. Lineage: Eukaryota; Metazoa; Arthropoda; Insecta; Hymenoptera; Apidae.
GAAUUUCUCGGCGUUCACGUUGGCAACGGCGACACCGUGCAUUGGCCAUCCGCCGAAGUGGCGAGCUCUGAUUGGCCGGCGUGUCGCUCGUUUUUAAUGGCGAGGCUGGCGCGGCUCGAUGGUGGGGGAGGUGCUAGUUUCAGAACGUUCAACCGUGGUCGUCGAACGGCUGAGAUGAGUGGUUCUAGACUUGGCAGGGGUCGGGGUGGUCGCCUGGCCGUGUACGGAGGUUGCGGGGUGGUGGUCAUUCUCCUAGUGUUCCUCUACCGCGCCGCCACCUCGGAGAUGGCCAGGCUUCGAGAACUUCACGUUCAGUGUGCCCAUCAGCAGGAGGCUCUGGCUGCCCAGCUUCAAGUGAUAUUCGAGUACAAAGUGAGGCUGGAGAAGUCGCUAGCCGAGGAGAAGAGUUCGAACGCGGCCGUAAGGCAAGAACUUCAGCAGCGCGCGUCGAGGGAGAAGUCGCUGAGGGACAAGGACAGCAUAGAGGCGAUGCAGAGGUUCAACUCGUUGCAGCAGACUUACAAGCUGCUGCAGACGGAGCACCAAGACCUGCAGGAGGAAUGCAAGAAGCGCGAUCAACAAGCUUUGGAAGACACCAGUAAACUGGAGACAACGCUCAGGGAACUUCGCAGCCGUAUCAGGCAAGCGAGGGAGGACAAGGAGAAAGCCUUGGAACACCUGAAGAACAAGUUUCUCGAGCUAGACACGCAGAAGAACGAGCUGGAACAAAAGUACAACGACAUGUUGAAGAGCAACGGGGGCACUGACAGCACCAUCGAGCAUCUCAAGAAGGAGGUGUUUCAGUUGAAGCGCGAGCUGGAAGAGGCCAAGAAAGCUGCGCGCAGGGCUACUUCGCCGGGUCCGAGCGUGGCGAAUCCGCGGCCGUCACAAGCGAGAUCCGCGGACGUGGAGAACGCGGGACAGCAGCCUGUUGAUCGGUCGCAGCAGCAACAGGUAAGUCCGCAGACAAGUGACGAUAAAAAUCCGCAGCCGUUGAACGCGCCGAUCGCUCAGCAAACGAUCGAGGACCCACUGCUGUCGAACGAGCAACGCCCGAACGAGAUGAACGACGUUCAAUUCGCUCAGAAGAAUGGCAACAUUGUACCAGUCGGUCCCAACGAGAUGAAGGAAGCUGAAGUGUUACCAUUGCCCUACGACCUGCAAGAGAAACACCAGAGAAAGGAGAGCGAGCAAUCUGUCACCGACGUGAACCAGAUCGAGAGCAACAAAGAACUGAGACAAGUCAUCCCGCCACCGAAUCAGAUCGAUGACAGGCUCGUUGACAGAAAGUCCUCGAGCAACUUGCCGGCGAACGAGAGAGCUCGCGAGAUUUCUGACGAGAAGGAUCGGUCCGCCGUGGUGAAUGGCAACACGGAGAGGACAGAGGGGAAACUGGAGAAAGCGCAGAACAGCGUCGACGGGAUCUUGAAUCAAAUUUUAAGGAUGAUCUGACGAAGAGGUUCGGUCGGAUCUUGCGAUCCCUCGUUGCUAUUGUUGCCGUUGAAAGUACUGUGGGUAAUCACGUUAAUCGUGUUCCAUGAUGGCUCCUCUUGGAAACGAUGUCUGUCAAUAUCUUGCGUGGAGAUCUGAUGAAUUUGCAGCUAGUUUCUUGAUGAUCGGGUGCAGCUUCUGACGUUAGUUCAGGUCCUGGUGGCACCUCUUUGACGCUCGAAGGUGUUCGAAGUGUUUUUCUUUUUAUUUUCUUUUUGUUUUCUUGGGGAGGAGAACAGAAUCUAGGAUUGUGCGAUGAAUUUUUAGGA